AUGGGGUUUUCUUCCCUCUUUCGUUCCAGUACGCGCGGAGAGGCUGCCAGAGAUCGCGAGCACAAGUCCGAACCUGACACCGAUAAAGAAUGGGCCAAGAGAUAUAUUCUAGAUCCCUUGACUGCGCCUGAACCCAGCCAGGAAACGGGUCUUGGCACGUCCCACGUCAAUCCAUACAAAACGGCAGCCCGGUCUGCAUCUGCUGCGUCUGGGUCUGGAUCCGCAUCACCACCACCUUCAUCACCACUGGCACCUUUUCUGCGUGAGGCGAGCCAAGCAAAGAGGGAGUCAGCGUCACAGUCGCAGUCGCAAUCGUAUUCACACCAAAGGCAAAAACACCGUCCGCGACACCUGUCAUCAAGCAACUCUUCGCUAGAAAAUAUUCAUUUCGACCGCCGCUCUUCCUUGGAUCGAUAUCCAACCCCACCAUCAUCUGCCAGCCCCACCGAUUCCGGCUUCGACUUCCAUCCGUCCAAUCCGUUUUCGACGUCAUUCCGGUCCAGUUCAAGUCGCUCGGAUAAGUCGUACCACCACCACCACCACCACCACCUUGGAAGAGAAUCUCGGCAGUCGCUACGAACUCCUCUUGAAUCUCGACCUGCUUCUUCUUCCAUCACUCCCCCCGACACUCCUCCAUCGAAUUUGCGUCCACGCCAGCUCGGCAGCGCUUCCACAAACCCCUACAUAUCUCAGUUACAACACCAGCAACACCAACAACAGCCUCAGCGUACAGCAUCCCAAUCUCCACUCCGACGUCAUCGCCGCUACCCAAGUCUUCCCAUCAACAACUCAGCAACUUCGUGGGGCCGCUCCGACCCGGACUAUCCGCGAAAUCAGCUUGAGAAAGUUCGCCGAUUGAGCCACAGUCUCAGCAAUCCUGCCGACAUCGUCGAUAAACCCAACGGUCACCGCCGAUACAGCUCCAUUGGACAGCGAUUUCCAGGCGACAUGUCUCACCGACCGCUCGACAUGAUUAAGCGCGAUGCAAAGGCCGCCGACCGGCCCUAUCGUCAUCGCAAGCGUAUUUCAGAGACAGAUACAAUUGAUGCGCUCGAUACUAUUGGUGGUGCCUAUCAUCAUGGCGGACCCUAUGAUGCGACAUUGACGAGUCGCAACCUUGACAAGAAGUACUCUCCCGUGGCAGCGGUUGAGGAGUCCAACAUGGAGGCAAUUCGCGCCACACCCAGGGAGAAUAUUAUCGACUCACUGACAAAACAUGUUCCACUUCAAGGUACUUCAUCCAUUCCUGCUGGUUCGCCAGACAUGAGUGGCAAAGUCAUGCAUUACGAGGAAGGCGCCGAUUUGAUGAGAGAACCCGACGCCGAAGGCGGUGCCUACAAGCGAUGGGACGGUGUUCAAUACCAUCCAGAUGAUUUGAAGGGCAAGGGCGAACCGUCCUUCACCAUAGAGCGCGACCUAAAGAAGGAAAAGGGUCACAGGCAGUUUCUGAGCGAGGCCGAUGCCUACGAAAUGCGGCCUGGCGCCAACAGAUUUUCCAAGCAGGGAGGCAGCCAUCAACGAAGCGUUAGCCAGUCUGGCGAGGGAUCAUCAAGUGGUGCAGUUUACACAGACAGCCCCGACGGCAGUUUACGCAGAAGUCAUACCACCGGCAAGAAACUGAGUGAAGGGCUUAAGCGGCGCUUUGGCAGCAUACGCCGGAAGAAGGAUAUGCCGGCUGAGACGGUACACUAG
Molecule: messenger RNA, 1692 nt
Organism: Pochonia chlamydosporia 170
Lineage: Eukaryota; Fungi; Ascomycota; Sordariomycetes; Hypocreales; Clavicipitaceae
Product: protein kinase
Exons: 3
Coding region: 1-1692 (563 amino acids)
Cellular component (GO): cytoplasm
Source: RefSeq, a predicted model, not a curated record